AUGACUUUCUGCUACUUUUUGCAAUUUAUCGAUAAAGUUACGUUGAACUAUGGUAAUGUGAUGGGUCUUCAAGCAGAACUCGGGUUGGUAGGCGACCAGUUCUCGCGCCUUCCCAUGUCGUUCUUCAUCGCGUACAUUGUGUUUGAGUUUCUUCAAAUGUUUGUUAUCCAGAAGUUCCCAGUUGCCAAAGUGCUUGGAGUUAAUGUGGUGAUCUGGGGGAUUUUAACAGCAUGCUGUGCUGCCACCCAGAACUUUGCUGGAAUCUUGGUGGUGCGGAUUUUGUUAGGGGCAUCAGAGGCUGCUAUUGUUCCGUGUAUGAUGAUUUUGACGUCCAACUUUGUGGACAAGAAAGAUGCUGCUUUUUUCACGGGAGUGUGGUAUAGUGGACUUGGAAUUGGGCAAAUAGUUGGAGGACUUCUAAGUUUCUUGUUCCAGCACGUUAGUUUGACUGCUCCCGUCUCCGGCUGGAGAAUCAUGUUCAUUGUGAUUGGAAUGUUGAAUAUUUUGGCUGGGGUGUACGUGUUUUUGGUACUUCCUAGCACUCCAUUGGAGAAUAAGAAGUUGACUGCGAAAGAAAAGUAUGUUUUGCUUGUAAAGUUGACUGAAGGAAAACUUGGAGUCACCGGUAAGAUCUUCAAGCCCAAACAGGCGUUGGAGUUGUUGUUUGAUAUCCAAGGGUGGUUAUUCUUGCUCAUCUGUGCAACCAUCUCGUUUUCUUCCAACACCAUUUCCACCUUUUCUUCCAUUGAUAUUGUUUCAUUUGGGUUCACCUCCAAGGAAGCAGCGUUGUUGGGAAUGCCUUCGGGGGUCGUGAGUGUGUUUGCGUCGGUGGUGGCCAGUUACUUUAUCAAAAGAGGAUCUCCAAGGUACUUGACAAUUUGUUGUACGUUGGUUCCAGCAGUGGUGGGGGCUGCCCUUAUGUCGUACUUACCAAGUAACAACAAAGCGGGUCUUUUAAUUGGUAUCUAUCUUGUGAAUUUCAUCACUUGUCCAUAUGCGCUUGCGAUAGUGUGGGCCAGUAGUAAUGUGUCAGGAAGCACCAAGAAGAUUGGAAUGCAGGCUGUUUUCAUCAGUGUUGGGUUUGCUUUGGGUAACAUUACUGGGCCACUUAGUUACCGUGCGGUGGAUGCUCCAAAGUACGAGCCUGCCAAGGUAUCGAUGCUUAUAACUCAGUGUGUGAGCAUUGGGCUUGCGUUGGUGAUUGUGGGAAUUUAUUAUAUCAGAAACAAGAAGAGGGACAAGUAUGUGGGAGAGUAUAAAGAUGAGACGGAGAAUGCCUGGGCAGACUUGACUGAUUUCGAGAACAAGCGGUUCCGGUAUUUGUAUUAGUGUAUUAUGAAUGUAGGUAAUAGAGAUAAGAAAA
This is a messenger RNA of Yamadazyma tenuis ATCC 10573, 1363 nucleotides long. RefSeq lists its product as uncharacterized. Gene Ontology annotation, biological process: transmembrane transport. Gene Ontology annotation, cellular component: membrane. Lineage: Eukaryota; Fungi; Ascomycota; Pichiomycetes; Serinales; Debaryomycetaceae. Gene Ontology annotation, molecular function: transmembrane transporter activity. The record is from RefSeq and is a predicted model, not a curated record.